GGCUACAGAUUUACAAAACUGAGUAAGUGACCACACACCGAGUGCGGAUGUACUUAUUAAGCUGGUCAUAUACAAGCUUAAGACGUUAUUAGAGCAUUUAGCUGCAAAAUUAACACACACACACACACACACAGAGUGAGAUGGACAUGGCGUUGAAGGUGAAGGUAGGAGGCAUGGAAGAUGUAGAAUUGUCAGAGCCGGUGAGCCCGACUGGCCAGUACUUCAACAGUUCGGUGCUAUGCGUUUCUGUCAUUGGCGUCUUGGAGUUUGACAACCCCAUUGAUGACUCAUCAAGCAUUGCACUCAUUAACGAUGUCUUUCUCCCCAUCAACACUCGUUUCUCUUCCAUUAUGGUUGAAGACAAAGAUGGUGAGAAACACUGGAAGAGAGUCGAAGUGAAGGGGGAAGACCAUAUCGUAGUUCCUCGUUUUCCUGAAGGAUUAUCACCCGAAUCUUACGAUCAAUAUUUCAAUGAUUACCUAUCGAAGAUAGCAAUGGAUUCACUCCCACAAACAAGACCAUUAUGGGAAAUUCACAUCGUCAAGUACCCAACAAGCAAUGCCUCUGGAAGCCUUGUUUUCAAGCUGCACCAUGCACUUGGUGAUGGUUUCUCUCUUAUGGGUGCUCUUCUCUCUUGUCUACAAAGAGCAGACAACCCUUCUCUUCCCUUAACAUUUCCAAGCUUUCAAAAAGCUCCCAAACCAGAUAAUGAGAUCAAAAGCUUAAUUAGUAUCGUACCACAUGCCUUCAGUAGCGCACUGAACACGGUUUUGGAUUUCGGUUGGAGCAUUUUGAAGAGUAGUUUCUUGGAAGACAGUAGAACGCCGAUACGCUCGGGCGAAGAAGGGGUGGAGUUCCGGCCGAUCAAUAUAAUGACAAUGACAUUCUCUUUGGAUAAAAUUAAGCAAAUUAAGUCCAUCCUUCAAGUGACAAUAAAUGACGUAGUUACCGGAAUGAUCUUCCUGGGGACUAGAUUAUACAUGGAAGCAACAAGUGAAGAAGCAAGAAAUGCAAGAUCCACUGCAUUGGUGUUGCUCAACACUAGAUCUAUUGGUGGUUACAAGUCAGUUGAUGAGAUGGUUCAGAACCAGGAAGCUCAAAUUCAGUGGGGAAACAAGUUUGGUUUCUUGCAUGUUUCAAUACCCGAGCUACACCAAUAUGAACGGUCCUUGGAUCCGCUUAAAUUUGUUCACGAAGCACGUGAUAUCAUUAAGAGAAAGAGGAACUCAUCUGCUGUGUAUCUUACUGGAAAACUACUUGAAUUUGUGAGAAGAUAUAGAGGUCCAGAGGCAACAGCUGAAUACAUUCACAGCACGCUGAAGAAUUCAAGCAUGACAGUGUCGAAUAUGAUCGGGCCACUUGAAAAGAUGACACUCGCUAAUCAACCUGUUAAAGGCUUGUAUUUCAUGGUGGUCAAUAUUCCACAGAGUCUUACGGUGACGAUGAUGAGUUACAUGGACCAGCUGAGGGUUGCUGUAGGAACCGAGAAAGACCUCAUAGAUCCAGUGAAGUUCAAGAACUGCACUGAGCAGGCAUUCAGUAUGAUGUUCAAUGUCGCCGUAAAGUCUAAAUGACUCGAUAGCGAUACAGUAAUAAUCCUGAUCCAUGCUUCUCUUACUUCAAACCAAACAAAACAAUAUAAACCACAGUGAUUUCAAAAAAUAAUAUCCCUGGAUUUUUUAGGCCACUUCCUUAUUAAUUAAUUACUUCAAGACUUGAUUAUUUAUUGCACGUGAUUAUUAUGUAUUUACUAUACAUUGUUU
This is a messenger RNA of Cynara cardunculus var. scolymus (artichoke), 1763 nucleotides long. Its product is annotated as O-acyltransferase WSD1-like. Gene Ontology annotation, cellular component: plasma membrane. Gene Ontology annotation, biological process: triglyceride biosynthetic process. Gene Ontology annotation, molecular function: long-chain-alcohol O-fatty-acyltransferase activity; diacylglycerol O-acyltransferase activity. Bases 141 to 1574 code for a protein of 477 amino acids. The record is from RefSeq and is a predicted model, not a curated record. The transcript has 5 exons. Lineage: Eukaryota; Viridiplantae; Streptophyta; Magnoliopsida; Asterales; Asteraceae.